AUGGCAACACAAUUAUUACCUUAUUUGGACGAUAUCACAACACUUCAAGAACGUCUUGACGUUGUUCGCCAGUACAUCUUUCUUUUUGAAGAUCCAACAGCCUCAACACCUCAGAAAAAAGACGACGAAAAAACACCAGAAAUGCCUAAGGAUGUUGCACCAACAUCCGAUUACCCAGAUCACCUCAAUGAUAACAUUAAAGACGUCUUGUCGUUCAUUCUUCCUUUAAUCGGAAAAGAAGAACCCUCCCUCAAAAACACGCCUGACCAUCUCUUUCUCCUUCUCUCAACUUCAGACGCGUGUGUGGUCCCCCUUCUUCGUCUCGAGUUUCACAAGACUGUUUUAAACCUUCUUAAAACCCCAUCUGACGACUUUUUGGAGGCAAUUGCGUACUUCAUGUUACAUGGAUUACCAUGCCCACAGUUGGCGCCUAUCAUAUCACAAAGACUUUGCGAAUUAUUGAAAGAAACGAGAAACGGCGAAAUGACUGAAAUGAAGCCAAAUCGCAGACUUUCAUUGUUGUCUGCUGUUGGAACACUUUCGCAUCGAGGAUUAUUGAAUGCUGCUGGUGUCAAUUCAGACGGCGUUCUUUGCCAAAUCAUGAAAAAUGGUAUUCCAGACGAUUUGCCAACUCUUCACACGACGGUGAGAUGUAUAGCCGGUCUCGUGAAACACACAGACAACAUCUUUACUGUCAAAGAUGUGUUCAAUUUUGCCGUUGAGAAACUCAAGAAUGGCUGCGACCUUCGGACGGAGAUUCACUUGCACUCAAUAGUUUCGACUUGCGCUCGAAUGCCACAAAUUGCUCAAGAAGUUCUUACAACUCCCGUGUACUUCUCAAUCAUCCAGAGUUAUGUUAAGUCGAAGCCAUCAAGAUACAGCAGUGUUGAUAUUCGUUACUUUGCACUUCAAACCCUAAUCAUCGCACUUUCAAGAGUCACUGAGAUACAAGAAGAAACUAUCAAAAUGUGUGAGUCAGUAGUUUUAGCAUUACCAUCACAACCCCUCUUUGCCCAUUUGGGUGCCGAUGUCUCAGGAGGACAGCACCCACAGAUGUUAGGAGUUAUCGGGUUAAAGGCACUAUGUAUGAUACUCAUGAGAAUGUUAAGUUCGAAGUGCAAGAGUGAGUUGCUCUACACUCAUAUCAAACGAAUUUCAGUGGAGAACGUUAUUGCAACCAUAGGAAGGUGUACCAUUAUAGACGAAGAGUCUGACGACAAGCCUCCUGUAGUCAAAACAGAAAUCAAGAAUGAUAGAGAAACAGCACUUUACUGGGGUUUAGUUCUGAUUCAGAAGAUGUUUGCAUAUGAACAGAUGAUGGGCAAAAACGACGUUAAAACAGCGAUGACAAAUUGCGAAAAGGGGUUCUUCUAUUUAGUUCGUGCGGUGAAGUGUUUCUGUGGGAAGACGCCAGACAUUUGUACGCUUUUUGUUGACAUCGCAAAGUGUAUGAAGUUUGACACCCUUAAAGCAGAGGACAACAAGUCGCAUUAUGUACACCGACUUGUGCAAUUGAUGAGAGAUUUCAAUGACUCUUGUUUUGAGCAUGGUGCCUCUAAAGCUCUUUUUGGGCUCUGUGAGUUGGGACUUAUAGAGAAGAGUGAGAUACCCAUAUUAGGUAAAAUAGCGUUAGAUUUAAUGAAGAAGUUCUCUUUAUUAACACCAGAUAAUGUUGAGACUGUUUAUUCUCUUGUUUACAUCAUUUCUGAAGUUGACUAUACAAGUGACGUUUGUGGAGAGAUAGUCAAGUUGGCUAUCAGCGAUGUACUUCCAUGGAUAUGUGACAAUCAAACGAAAAUUACUUCGAAUGAUGAAGAUAUUGAGAAGUAUGAUUUUCUUGUUCUUGUGUUAUUGGUGUUAUUCUGCAAAACAACGAUGACUGAAAAAAUGAAGAACAUAGUGCAACAAGUCAGAAAAGUAUAUGGGAGUGAAGCUGGGGAGAUUACCGAGUAUUGCGAUAAGUUACUAAAUUAA
This is a messenger RNA of Entamoeba invadens IP1, 1974 nucleotides long. RefSeq lists its product as hypothetical. The transcript has a single exon. The record is from RefSeq and is a predicted model, not a curated record. Lineage: Eukaryota; Evosea; Mastigamoebida; Endamoebidae. Bases 1 to 1974 code for a protein of 657 amino acids.